AUGAUUGUAUGUCCACAAAAGACUGUAAUUGUUAAUAAUGAUGAAAUUGAUAAAAAUCUUAAUUCAGUAUUUUUAACAUGUUCUCAAUUAGUUGCUUAUAUGACAACUAUUAAAAAUACUACUAAUCAUAAAAUAUUAAUUAUUGAUUGUGGUUCACCAUUACGACAUACUGAAAAACGAAUUCAAGGUUCAAUUUUAUUAAAUGUUAAUGAUAAAAUAUCUCGAAAACGUCUAACGACUCGUGGUUUACAAAAUUUCUUAGAUAGUAAUCAAUUAAAUUAUUUAAAUAAUAAUGAAAUUAUUAUUUUAUAUGAUGAUUCUAUUCGUUCACCAUCAUCAUGUGCUAGUUCAUCAAUAAAAUCUCAACUUUCAUCAUCAAUGAAAUGUGUUUACGAUGAAAUAAAACGAUAUGAUACAAAUAAAAUAAUUUAUAUUCUUGAAUCACCAUUUAAUGAAUUUUAUCAAAAUUAUUCAUCAUUUUGUUAUAUUAGUACAUCAACAGAUGAAGAUAUUUCAUCACCAUCAACAUCAACAAUUGUAUCAACAGAUAUUGAAUCUUAUCAAUUAUCUGAAAUCAUACCUGGUCUUUAUCUCGGUAGUUCACAUGAUGCUGAAAAUCUCAAUUCAUUACAAGAACAUCAAAUAAAAGUCGUAGUUAAUGUAUCCACAACAAUUCCAUGUUAUUUUGAAAAUGAAAAUAUAUUUGAAUAUCUUCGUUUACCUUGUCAUGAUUCAUCAUAUCAAAAUAUUCUUCAAUAUUUUGAAACAACAUUUGAAUAUAUUCAUCAAAAAUUAUCAAUGAAUAAAAAUAUUCUUGUACAUUGUCAAGGUGGUGUUAGUCGUAGUCCAUCAUUUAUUAUUGGUUAUUUAAUGAAAUAUCAUUCGAAAACAUUUGAACAAGCUCAUCAUAUUGUAAAAACUAAACGAGCUAUAGUUAAUCCAAAUUUAAAUUUUCUUGGACAAUUAACGCAAUAUGAACAAUUGCUUACCAAGGCUUAG
Molecule: messenger RNA, 999 nt
Organism: Rotaria sordida
Lineage: Eukaryota; Metazoa; Rotifera; Eurotatoria; Philodinida; Philodinidae
Source: the annotation of a GenBank genome assembly